Molecule: messenger RNA, 4783 nt
Organism: Seriola aureovittata
Lineage: Eukaryota; Metazoa; Chordata; Actinopteri; Carangiformes; Carangidae
Gene: tmem201
Product: transmembrane protein 201
Exons: 7
Coding region: 76-1302 (408 amino acids)
Biological process (GO): nuclear migration along microtubule
Cellular component (GO): nuclear inner membrane
Molecular function (GO): actin filament binding; lamin binding
Source: RefSeq, a predicted model, not a curated record
UGUGUACAAAAGGGGAUCGUUUGCCGCGUGCGCUGAGGCGCCGUGUUUUGCCAAACCAUUAAACACUAAAUUCCUAUGUUUUCUUUGCUUGUUUACUGCUCAUUUCCGUGGAAAAUGGAAGCCUUUAACCAGCUUCUAUUGGAAUACCCUGAAUUGAUGUACGGAGGAGUCGGAGUUACGGCGUUUGUUGCCGGCGGAGCGCUGAUAUACAAAAUUGCCACCAGAAAAAAGCCUACCCAUAUAAAUGUCAACUGCUGGUUCUGUAAUGAGAACACAGUGGUGCCUUAUGGGAACAGGAACUGCUGGGACUGUCCUAACUGUGACCAAUACAAUGGCUUCCAGGAGAAUGGGGAUUACAACAAAACCAUCCCAGCUCAGCAUAAGGCACAUCUCAACCAUGGAGUAUCUGGAAGUCUUCCCGCAUCUGAGACACCCAAGACACAGCAGUGGGUGAACUGUCAGAUGCUGCUGUGCAAGAAGUGCAAUAACAAUCAGUCUACAAAGAUCAAGAAGUUGGCCUCAUUUAUCCCUAGGGAUGAUGAAAACUAUGAUGAGGAAAUUGAAGCCUACAAGCACCACCUGGAGCAGACUUAUAAGUUAUGCAGGCCGUGUCAGACAGCCGUGGAGUACUACAUCAAAUAUCAAAACCGCCAGCUACGUACAGUGCUCUUCAGCCACCAACUUCGACGUACCCGAGACUCAAUCCAGGGCUUUGUUAAGAGCUCCUAUUCUCUGUCUUCUCCCAUCGGCGUCACACUGUUAUGGGCACUGGCCUUCCUGCUAUCUGCUUUCCUGGUUGUUACAUCUUUCUGCGAAUUGCCGGCCCAGAGUCUUUCACCUAGUGGCCCACAGACAUUAAGUGGUGGGGUCACUCCUCCUAAACUCUUCAAUGAAUCCACCCCUAAAAAUGAAAGCAGUGGAGAUGUGCCUGUAUGGCAGGGUCUGCUGGAGCUGAUCCCAAACAAGGCCAUAGAAAAUGCCAAGCUGGUGUAUCAACAUGGAAGGGACAACCAGUUGGCUGUAGUCUCGGUUGGCCUGUUGACUUGCCUCACUGCUAUCUUCUUAGCAGGACCUGCAAGGCUGAGGAGAAUUGAUGCUGUGGCCUCUGUCCUGUGGUUCUUCGUCCUGUGCCUGUACCUGGCUGAGAGCUACUUGGCUGGUGCCUCGGGUUGGAUGGACACAGCCAAGCACAGCAGCAUCUCUCUCUGUUGCCUAGUCAGCUUUGCUGCUGCUGUGGCAACUCGCAAACCACUGGAUCUACGAAGAGGCAAAUAUCGAAGAACAAAGGGCACACCGGUUUAAAUUCACUUUUUACCCAUAACUCCCCUGUUUUACUGCUGUGUGUGUGAAUGACUGAAGUUAUGACAUGUGAAUGACAAACGUCAGGCAAAGGAUUGUGUGUGUGGCUUAUGACCAGAACAAGAGUCUAGUGCUACUUGCUUCAUCAACCCUAACGAAACUAAGCAAUUUGAGACCAAGCACAUGUGUGCUUGAUCUGUGGAGGUUAAAAUAAUUUUGCCGUUUUGAUACAUGCCAACACUAAUGAAAUAUUAUUAGUAACCACCUCUCAAGACUUACAAAGUACACUCUGUGGGAAAUUGUCCCACAGUUUUCUUUCAGGUUCAUCCUGUUUUUGAAGCUGUGAUUAUUUGCUUUUGCAAAUUCCUUACGAACUACAACAAAUUUGUGAUGGACUGACAUUUUUAAAACCAGUAGAGUGGGAUUUUUAGAAUUCAAGUACCCAACUAGCACUAAUCCUAUAUAUUCUAAACUGUACUGUAAUGUGGAAAAGCAUUUUGAAUGUCCCUACUUGUUAACAAUCUGGUGUGACUGUGUAGAAAAUUGUUCACUAACUACAGCUAUAUCCACACUAAAAUGUUUCUAGUUUAAAACGGUUAUAAAACAAAAAUGAUCUCCGUCCAGAAAAGGGUUUUGAGCUCAGUAUCAGAAAUCAUCUCCGCCCAUACGAACAUACCUGAAAAUGCAUAUCACAUGACCAUUGACAUAGACUGCUUCAUAUUUACACUGAUAUGUGCAUGCCUAGAUCGUCUACUACUACUACAAACAAAGAACCACAAUGGUGAAAAGAGACUUCUUUCUUAGCACUAUAAAAUGCAGAAUUUAACUGCAUAACAGCUCCUAGCAAAGACAUACCUUGACCACUAUGAGUUGAGGCUGAUGCUAUUUGUUUUCCUCCGAAAAAGGGUCACCUGCGUCUUCAUUUCGAAACAUCUCAGUUUUUCCAGACGAAAAGGCAACUCCGGAGUUUCCCUAAAACGGAGACUUUUGAAAAUGCUGCUGGCCCCGUUUAGUUUGUAAGGGCUCAAACUCAUAGUAGUGUGGACACCAGGUGUAAAUAUAGCAAAAGUUAUGCAUUUUAAAACUCAAACGUAUUGGUGUGGAUGUAGCCUACAGCUCAUUGCACGAAAUACUCACUGCAGGCCAUACUCAAGAUAUGAUUUUUGAGUAAUCACGUCCCCUCCUGUAUUGUUUCACAUCUACACUUUCUGAACAAAGAAUUGCCUUGGACAUUUCUAAAAAGUAUUCACCGUGACACCUUUGACCGUCGCUAUUCAUGACUGACAUCUGCAAGGAAUUUCCUUGGAAUACGACAUCAGUGCUGAAGCAACUUAUCAGUUCUCAAGGCAGAGCUGGAACAUUUUCCCAUGCAUGCUAUGUGGUUAUUUGCUGUGCCAAAAGCUGUUGUGUAAAAUAAUGCCUCUAGAUGACUGCCUGGCAGGUACUUGCUUUGUCUUGGCAUUUCUUGGGGUAAUCAUGCCAGAGUAGUAGUUUCAGGUGGCCUUGUUGUAUCAGUGCUUGAACUUGUAAAUUUUACAAAGUGCUCAACUGUUUGUGGUCACUGAGAGGAACUCUUGUGUCUUGUAAAAAUGUUAGUUAUAAGGCUUGAUGCGUGAUGUAAGGUUUUGCCUCACAUGUCGUGCUCAUGCAAGAUAAGCCACUAAAAAACUCAGCAGUAUUAGAAAUAUUUGACGUACACGGUUAAUGCUUGUCCGGAAAGGGUUACCUUUCUUCAGUGAGAUGUUGGACUGUCAUCUCUUGCAAAUUUUUAUUUAAAUAGAAUAUGAAUCUGAAAACGCUGCAUUAUCACAUGCAGCAAAAUAUAUUGGAUUUUUCUAUCACUUAUUGCUUCACUUCCAGUAACACUGGACUUUCCUUUACCAACAGUCUAACAUGUUGAUGUAUUCAAAACCGAUGGACGAAACUGACUGAGUUGUAUGCACUAACAUUCACCUGGCCAAUGUAUUGCCAUUAACCCAUUUUUCUUUUACUUGUUGGAAUGUAUUGAGUGAAUGGGCCUAUUUAUUUGACAGCAAUGUCAUUAGGUAUUGCAAACUAAUAGCUGUAGAGAGUACUUAUAAAUUGUAUUUGGUGGGUAGAGUACAGUUUAAAUUGCAUGUUGUGCUGUCAUGUAGAUGGAUUUAUGUUUUCAAACCAGCGCCUCUGGUGCAGUAAUCUCAAAGCUUUAAAUUGUGAAUUUUUGCUGCCAAAUCUAAGACACUACAGAUGCACUUGUAGGUUAUGAGCAAGGUAUUGAUUGUAUAAUUUUUAAUAUUCAUAUAGAAUAAUUUUCACGUUUUUGAAGCUUAAUUUAACUUUUGCCUUUGGAAAAAAAUCAUCAAAUGCAAAGUUUGAGAUGCUAUAUAGUCUCUGUAAUAUAGCGUCUAUCAGUAAUGACCUAGAGUAGCUCCCUACCUUUCAUAAAAUACAUCACGUGAAUGACUGCAUCUUAAACUCUUGACUAAGACGAAUCAAAAUUAAAACACAUGUAUAUCCACCCUGAAGGAGGCAAGAGAGCCACAUAUGUUUUAAUAAAGCAAUGUGAUGUGUUUUAAUUUUGAUGGACUUACAUUGACAAUGGAAGCUCAAUGGUCUGCACAUGGCAGCGUUUUCAAAGUAAGAUAUUCUAACGAUAGUACAACAUAAUAAUAUUAUUUACCAUUUUUGUUUGUAUAUGUAAGAUACAACUUAAAAUGUAUCAUCUUUGCGAAUGUUUUACAUGCUCUGCUAAAUUGUUUGUGUUCACUAUAAAUCUGUAGUGUGCAUGUUUAUGCUAUGAUAUAUUCAUGAUAUAUAGUCAAGUAUAUGGCUAUAUUUGUGUUUUUUAGAGAGUUCCUUUAUCUACUUGAACUAUGACUGUUACCUUCAUUUGUGUCAAGCAUUUAGCUCUUGAAGUACUACACUUGUAUUUUAAUCACAAGUUUAAGUUGCCAUAUGCAACUUCAACAUUAUACCAUUGCCACAAACAUAUUUUGUAGUGUUUUAACAGUGAUAGCUAUAGAACUACCUUUUUACUAAUGGAACCGGGAAUGUUAAUAUUUUUAAUGCACUGUGUUAUUCUACGGAUCCAAUAUGUAGCUGAAAUGUGAUAAUGUUAUACCUAAAUGUUUUAGUGUGUGUGUGUGUGUGUGUGUGUGUUGCAGAAACACUAAAAGACCCAAUACUUUAAAAAAAAAAAAAAGAGAGAGAGGUUACUUUUUAACAGUUAAGCAAUAAUUUUCAGUUCAAGUCAAUAGUACAAAUAAGCUAAUGAAAUCAAAUCUCAAUUUGAUCAGAUCAUGAUAUUUAUGCAUUAUGUAGCAGCCUCAGAAAUGGAGCUCAACCAAUGCUGAAAUGCGUCCUGCAACAUACCCAAUGAAACGUAUUGUCUUUUGGGUGCUGAUUUGCUGAAGUUGGGUGUCUUCUUUUAAUGUCAGGCUCCAGUUUGAAGACUUUGUAGGAAUGCUUGCUGUACAUUCGAUGUAAUAAACAACUGGUGAAAGGA